UCUGUCCAUUUCUUUCUUUAUAUAACAUAUUUUUACUCUGAUUUGGCUACCUGUGGGUUCUGAAGCUGUACAUUUCUCUUUAAAGAAAAAGGACGAGUUGUCUACUUCUUUCUCCCCCACCAAAUUCUAUCCUACGAUGAACACAUUAAGACCCAUAAUAGCAGCAGUUACAGUUAUUCUGAUAUCAAUCACACUGUCACUUUUUUUAUCCAACCAUGAUAAUAAGCCUGAUGAUGCUGUUGAGUCGGAGGUGAUCCCCCUGGUGGGUGCACUUGGUCCAGAAAGCUUUGCAUUUCAUCCUGUCACUGCCGAGGGUCCUUACACUGGUGUCUCCGACGGUCGAAUAAUCAAAUGGAAUCCAGCUCAACGCCGCUGGAUCGACUUCGCAGUUACUUCACCACAUAGAGAUGGCUGUCAAGGAUUAUAUGAUCAUGAAGAAAAAGAGCACAUUUGUGGACGUCCAUUGGGCCUACGUUUUAACGAAAGAACAGAAGAUCUCUAUAUUGCAGAUGCUUACAUGGGCGUCCUUGUUGUUGGCCCCAAUGGUGGUUUAGCUACCAAAAUCUCAACACAGUCCCAAAACGUUCCGUUCUAUUUUGCUAAUGGUUUGGACAUUGACCAGGGUAAUGGAGUAGUUUAUUUCACAGAGAGCAGCUUCAAUUACCAGCGCAGGGACCACAGCGCGGUGAUAUUUAGCAGUGACAAGACUGGAAGGUUGUCGAAAUAUGAUCCUCUUAGCCGAGAAAUCAAGGUUAUUUCAAACAAUUUGACAUUUCCAAAUGGAGUUGCAUUGAGCCAAAAUGGCGAUUUUGUGCUGAUUGCAGAGACACGGAAUUGCAGAAUUUUAAAGGUUUGGCUUGAACCGUCAGAACUAUAUGGAAAGAUUGAAAUAUUUGCUCAACUUCCUGGAUUUCCCGAUAAUAUAAAGCGAAAUCACAGAGGUGAGUUUUGGGUGGCCAUUCAUUCGCGAAACGAUAUAUUUUCAAGAAUUAUCCUUUCCUAUUCUUGGAUUGGAAAGGUUUUGCUGAAACUCCCAAUCAACUUAACAAAAGUGGUUCAAUACUUGAUGAGUUUCAAGGGGUGUGGAAUAGCAGUGCGCUUGAGUGAAAAUGGGGAAAUCUUAGAGAUGCUAGAAGAUAAAUACGGCAAAAAGUGGAUGUUUGCAAGUGAAGUCGAGGAGAGUAAUGGAUACUUGUGGAUAGGAUCUGUUCAAAUGCCUUAUGUUUUUAAGCAAAAGCUUGUGUAAUACUUGCGGAGAUGCGGUGAGGGAAUGUACAUACUCAUCUUUAAAAAAUCUACACAUGUCUGAUAACCAUAGUGUUAUGAAUAUCGGGAUCAAGGAUAGCAAAAACCUCUCAAAAUUGAUAUAUAAAAAAUUACUAUCUUGAUGAGGGAUUAUUGAUUUAUUGAUUAACAAUUUAACAUAUAUUUCAUUUUUUAUUAUUAAUAUUCA
This is a messenger RNA of Daucus carota subsp. sativus, 1453 nucleotides long. RefSeq names its product protein STRICTOSIDINE SYNTHASE-LIKE 2. The record is from RefSeq and is a predicted model, not a curated record. Gene Ontology annotation, biological process: biosynthetic process. NCBI's taxonomy places the organism in Eukaryota, Viridiplantae, Streptophyta, Magnoliopsida, Apiales, Apiaceae. Gene Ontology annotation, molecular function: strictosidine synthase activity; hydrolase activity. Bases 137 to 1246 code for a protein of 369 amino acids. The transcript is spliced from 3 exons. Gene Ontology annotation, cellular component: endomembrane system.